Molecule: messenger RNA, 1315 nt
Organism: Propithecus coquereli (Coquerel's sifaka)
Lineage: Eukaryota; Metazoa; Chordata; Mammalia; Primates; Indriidae
Gene: KCNK2
Product: potassium channel, two pore domain subfamily K, member 2
Exons: 10
Coding region: 72-1199 (375 amino acids)
Biological process (GO): potassium ion transmembrane transport; stabilization of membrane potential
Cellular component (GO): membrane
Molecular function (GO): potassium ion leak channel activity; outward rectifier potassium channel activity
Source: RefSeq, a predicted model, not a curated record
ACAAGAAACCUUGGAGGAAGAACGGCUUUAAAGAUCAAAAGCAUGAUGACUCCUGAUGAAAACAUCACCAAAUGAUGAACCCACGAGCAAAAAGGAACUUCUACUUGGCGGCACCUGACUUGCUGGAUCCUAAAUCUGCCGCUCAGAACUCCAAACCGAGGCUCUCGUUUUCCACGAAACCCACAGUGCUUGCUUCCCGGGUGGAGAGUGACACGACCAUUAAUGUUAUGAAAUGGAAGACGGUCUCCACGAUUUUCCUGGUGGUUGUCCUCUAUCUGAUCAUCGGAGCCACCGUGUUCAAAGCAUUGGAGCAGCCUCAUGAGAUUUCGCAGAGGACCACCAUUGUGAUCCAGAAGCAAACAUUCAUAUCCCAACACUCCUGUGUCAAUUCCACGGAGCUGGACGAGCUCAUCCAGCAAAUAGUGGCAGCAAUAAAUGCAGGGAUUAUACCUUUAGGAAACACCUCCAAUCAAAUCAGUCACUGGGAUUUGGGAAGUUCCUUCUUCUUUGCUGGCACUGUUAUUACAACCAUAGUCUCAGUUUUGGAAUCCCCAAAUUCAAAGUGGAAUGUUAGUCAGACCAAGAUUCGCAUCAUCUCAACAAUUAUAUUUAUCCUAUUUGGCUGUGUCCUCUUUGUGGCUUUGCCUGCAAUCAUAUUCAAGCACAUAGAAGGCUGGAGUGCCCUGGACGCCAUUUACUUUGUGGUUAUCACUUUGACAACCAUUGGAUUUGGUGACUACGUUGCAGGUAAGUCUGAUAUUAAACAUUGCAUUAUGUUUUUCUUACCACAAAUUUUUUGGCUUCUACCUGGUAUUGCAUUUUUCCUCCUAGAAAUUUCAUUGUCUUUACUUGGUAUCAUUUCAAGGAAGGUCAAAGAAUAUGUGGGAGAGUUCAGAGCACACGCUGCCGAGUGGACAGCCAACGUCACCGCAGAAUUCAAAGAAACCAGGAGGCGGCUGAGCGUGGAGAUCUACGACAAGUUCCAGCGUGCCACCUCCAUUAAGCGGAAGCUCUCGGCAGAACUGGCUGGCAACCAUAAUCAGGAGCUGACUCCUUGCAGGAGGACCCUGUCAGUGAACCACCUGACCAGCGAGAGGGAUGUCUUGCCUCCCUUACUGAAGACUGAAAGUAUCUAUCUGAAUGGUUUGACACCACACUGUGCUGGCGAAGAGAUUGCUGUGAUUGAGAACAUUAAAUAGCCCUCUCUUUGAAGAGCCUUAGGCGUGGCAUAGCCAUAGGUGAGGACUUCUAUAUGCUCUUUAUGACUGUUGCUGGUAGCAUUUUAAAAAUUGUGCAUGAGCUCAAAAGGGGGAAA